Molecule: messenger RNA, 927 nt
Organism: Artibeus jamaicensis (Jamaican fruit-eating bat)
Lineage: Eukaryota; Metazoa; Chordata; Mammalia; Chiroptera; Phyllostomidae
Product: olfactory receptor 2A2-like
Exons: 1
Coding region: 1-927 (308 amino acids)
Biological process (GO): G protein-coupled receptor signaling pathway
Cellular component (GO): membrane
Molecular function (GO): olfactory receptor activity; G protein-coupled receptor activity
Source: RefSeq, a predicted model, not a curated record
AUGGGGAGCAACCUCAUGUGGAUCAGGGAAGUCACCCUGCUUGGCUUCCAGAUGGAGUCAGCACUGGAGUUUGUACUCUUUGGACUCUUGUGUCUGUUGUAUGCCCUCACCCUUCUGGGGAAUGGCAUCAUCCUGGGCCUUGUCUGCUCAGAUUGUAGACUGCGCAGCCCCAUGUCCUUCUUCCUCUCCCACCUGACCAUCAUUGACAUCUAUGCUUCCAACAAUGUCCCCCAGAUGCUGGCAAACUUAGUGACCCAGAAUAGAGCCAUCUCCUUUGUCCCAUGCAUCAUGCAGACCUUUUUGUAUUUGAAUCUUGCUGCUACAGAAUGCCUGAUUUUGGUGGCCAUGUCCUACUAUAAGUAUGUGGCCAUCUGCCACCCCCUGCAGUACACUGUCAUCAUGAGCUGGAGAGUGUACAUGGCCCUGGCCGUCUCGUCCUUGGUGUUUAGCUUCCUCCUGGCUCUGGUCCCUUUAGUUCUCAUCCUGAGGCUGCCCAUCUGUGGGCCUCUUGAAGUCAACCACUUGUUCUGUGAGAUCCUCUCUGUCCUCAAGCUGGCCUGUGCUGACACUGGGCUCAACCAGCUUGUCAUCUUUGCUGCCUGUGUCUUUGUCUUAGUCGGGCCCCUCUGCUUGGUGCUGGUCUCCUACACACACAUCCUCUGGGCCAUCCUGAAGAUCCAGUCUGGGAAGGGCCGCAGGAAGGCCUUCUCCACCUGCUCCUCCCACCUCUGUGUGGUCGGGCUCUUCUUUGGCUGUGCCAUUGUGGUUUAUAUGGUCCCUGACUCCAGUCAACAAGGGGAGAAGAAUAAAAUUCUAUCCCUCUUUCAUAGUCUCUUUAACCCCAUGCUGAACCCCCUCAUCUACAGCCUGAGGAAUGCUCAGGUGAAGGAGGCCUUGGGUAGGGUGCUGCAGGUGAGGUCCAGGUGA